ACCAGUUGGCGACGCGAGUUCGGUUCGUCGAAUGUCAUUCUCGUUAUUUCGUAAUUCUGUACAUAUUAAUAAAACCAUUCCUUAGCAAAACUCAGGAAAGUGUCGUGUUUCGAAACAAGUGACUUUCAUCGAAAAAUCAAGUAUUUAAGAUACUGCAAAUCGAUUUUGUUCGAGACGAAUGAUUAUUCGAGAAUCGAAAACAGCAGACAUUAGAUUCAAGGCGACGGAAACGUUUCGACAAAUAAUGAGAUAUUUACAUAUGAAAUAGCUGACGACAUGACGGAAGAAUAAAUAUUUUCAUUGUCAAUGAUAUCUUAUCUGCUGCAUACAAUUUUGUGAUCAGCCGGUGUGACCGUGGUGUUAGAAACACUUUAAUUCGUUUUCAAUCGCCGAACGUAACAGUCGAAAUGUUGCGACUAAGACUAACUAUAGGUAUUGUGAUCGCAGCGCUUGCAUCGAUCGCUUCUGGAUAUAGGAUUCUGGGGAUCUAUCCGUAUCCGUCACUCAGCCAUCAGUUGGUGUUUCGCUCGGUGUCGCUGGAGUUGGUGAAACGCGGCCACGAGGUAGUUGUUUUCACAACCUACCCGAUGAAAGAUGUCGCGAUAGCCAAUUACACGGAGAUCGAUUUAAGCAUCCUGGUCCAAAAGUGGAAGAGCCAAACGGAUUUCGUUAGCCUAGGAACCAACAUGAUAAAGUUCGCUCACUCGGUUAUAGAAUUCGGAGUGGAAGUCAGCGAUACCAUCCUCUCGCAUCCGGAGAUGCAGAAGAUUCUGGCGCCAAAUAGCACCGAGAAGUUCGACUUGAUCAUAAUGCAGCACUUGUGCUACGACGCUUUGUACGCUCUGUCAGAACGACUGAACAUACCGAUGAUGGGGAUAUCUUCGAUGAACAUACUGUACAUGCAGCACUUUCAUUACGGGAACGAUUUGUCCACACCUUACGGAAUUAACUUCCUGAACGGAGCUAAGGUCGACAAUUUCUGGCAGCGGUUGCUAGAGGUGGGUUAUCUAGUGAAAGGAGUACACGUGCAUUUCACGAAAACUUUGAAAAUACAAGACAAGGUGAUGCGAAAACAUUUCGGGGACACUGUAUCGCCUAUCGAUAAGUUGGCGGACCGUUUCGAGAUCAUGUUGGUUGGUAUUCAUCCGUUCCUCGUCGAAAUUCGACCGUCGGUUCCUAACUUCGUAUACAUCGGCGGCUGCCGAUUUCUGGACGGAUCCAAGCCAAAGGCUCUGCCUGAGAACCUCAAAACCACUCUAGACAACGCGAAGGAGGGUCUCAUAUACUUCAGCAUGGGAUCGAACGUGAAGGUUGGAAACCUUCCCGAGGCAAUGCGGAAUGCGAUCCUGUCAACUUUCGCGGAACUGCCCUACACAGUGAUUUGGAAGUCUGAAAUCAAUCUAGAAGGAUUGCCUGCGAACGUGAUUAUGAAAAAAUGGUGUCCACAACAGGCAAUACUCAUGCAUCCGAACGUCGUGUUGUUCAUCUUCCAAGGCGGUUUGCAGAGCACAGAGGAGGCGAUCGAAGGCGAAGUGCCGAUGCUUGGCAUGCCGAUUUUCGCGGAUCAGUACGCUAAUGUGCAGUUACUGAAGGAGCGCGGUGUAGCGGAGGAUCUGCAGAUGUCCGAGUUCUCGAAGAAGGCGUUCAAACGAGCCAUCUUGAAAGUAAUUUCAAAUCCAAGUUACAAAGAAAACAUCAGGAAGCUGCGGGACUUGUUGCACGACAUACCGUAUCACCCGAUGGAGAACGCUAUCUGGUGGAUAGAGCACGUUGUGCGGCACAAAGGAGCGAAACAUCUUCGCUGCAAGUCGAGGGACACCGAGAUGUACAAACUCCUGCACUUGGACGUCAUUGCGUUCCUGCUUGCACUUCUUAUUAUUCUGCUCGUUGCCUUGUAUUCCGUUCUAAGGUGCAUCUACAGGAAGAUAAUGCGACUCACGAGGCAGUGCGUCGAGAAAUCAUUGAAAAUCGAUUAGCCCCGAACAAAGAUGACGGAGAUUUCAUUAUUAACGAUAAGAUUCGUAGAUGACGGUCGGAAAUCUUUAGAAUUCGCAAAGUUCAUUUUAUAUCGACAAUAUGUAUAUAUAUAAUAUCUUCAAUUUAAGAUCUUCGAAUAUACGCAUAUGUGAAUAUUUUAAGGCGACUAGUUCGUAGCGUAGCGAACUUUUCGCAUUCCUCGUUCGAAAUAUUUCGAUAUAGAUGUAGAAUUUGUAUACACCGUGAGCUAUCGUUCGAAACAUUCCUUCGUUCAAUUUUAAUGCGACCUUCGUAAUAUUAUAUUAUUGUACGUCUGUUUGUAAAAUUUUCUGUUCAUCGUGUUCACCUGCGAUAUAAAUUGACGGUUUGAUGAGAAUAAAUCUAGUCUUUCAAAACAUA
Megalopta genalis is the source of this 2376-nucleotide messenger RNA. Its product is annotated as UDP-glycosyltransferase UGT5. NCBI's taxonomy places the organism in Eukaryota, Metazoa, Arthropoda, Insecta, Hymenoptera, Halictidae. The record is from RefSeq and is a predicted model, not a curated record. Gene Ontology annotation, molecular function: UDP-glycosyltransferase activity.